UGUGUACUCGUGUAAGAACUACUGGAAAAAUUGAGGAAAAAUGAUUGAGUCCUGAUGAAAAGAAUGGCAUAACGCGAGGCCACGGAAAUGUGUAUUGUGUCAUCGGUUAAUUGGCGGAGUGCAGUGCGAUUUUCGUGCGGGCAAAAACGAGAGUAAAGACAAAAAACUAACGAAGAGAAAAAAAGACGAAGAAAAAAAAGAAAAUCGAGAAGAGGAAAAAUUCGAUGGCAGAGUGAAAAAUUUUUUUUUCUCCAUACACACUCGCCUCACAGUGAAUAUAGUGCAAAAGGCAAAUGAAGACGCGAGCAAAAGACGAAAAAAAAGCCUCGACCGCCUCCAAGACACACCAAAAACCCGUGCCCGAACACUGUGAAUGCCCGAAAUGUGGCAAAUGUACGUGAAAAAUGUGAUAUAACAAUGGGAUUAUGAAGAAAAUUGAGUCGACAAAUUUUUUUUUCCCUGAAACAACAUACAUACACAAACACACACACACACACGCGACAUACAAAAAUUAAGACCCAUUUCAAGUACUUAAUGGCAGCACAAAUCAAUGACAGUGAAUUUUCGUGAAAUUCGAACGAGAAACAGCAAAAAAGCCCCGCAAAUUAUGAAAAAUGUGCAGGAAAAAAGUGUUUUUCGCAAAUCAAAAAAUCUAUAGAAAAAACGAAGGAUUGACUCGCACAUGAAAAUAUUUUUGAAACCUGAAAUUCACAUUGCAAAUGUAGAAAAAUGGUGUAGUUGCAUUAAUUAAAUAAAAAAAAAUAAAUAAAAAAAAAUAAUUAAUUAAUUAAAUGUGUGACAAUAUAUGAAAAAAAUCAAAAAAUAAUCAAAAAAACUAAAAAAAAAAUAAAAACAAAUUGAAAAAUUGUGAAAAAAAAUAAAAUAAAAAAAAACAUCGAAACCCGACCGAUUAAUUAAAAGGAAAUAGUAUCGGAGGGAUCAAUUUCCCCCCAAAAAAAUAAAAAAAAAAAUAAAAAAUAAUUUUUUUUCACACAUAAAUUUAAUUCUUAGUUUCGGUGUGCCUCUCUCGGUCCCUCGACGUGUAAGAGGAGACAGAGUCUUGUGUAACGAAAAAAAAUAUUUUAAGUGAAAAAAAAAAUAGUGACCAAAUAACAACACAACAGGCGAGGCACAGAGAGAGAGAGAGACGAGACAACGGAAAUUUUUGGAAAACCUUUUUUUCCUCUACCACACUCCAGUCCAGCUCAUAUGAAAUCAACAUGGCCUCAUCUAAUCAUCGUGGAAUACAAAUUGGUUCGGCGUGGUUUCAGCGAAAAAUCAAUUUGCGGCCACAACAUCGAGGUGUACAUUUAGUAACUGAGGAAAUUUUGAGGCAAAUGCCUGAACUAGGACAAUUUUCUGUCGGAUUAUGUCAUGUUCAAAUAUUACACACAUCAGCGAGUCUGGCGUUAAAUGAAAGCUGGGAUCCUGAUGUCAGAGACGACAUGGAAAUGAUGUUAAAUAAAAUAGUACCAGAAGGAUUACCUUAUCGACAUUCUUGUGAAGGGCCCGAUGAUAUGCCCGCCCAUGUUAAAGCAUGCUUCCUUGGAAGUUCAUUGACAAUCCCAAUAACAGAUGGCAAAUUAUCAUUAGGAACAUGGCAGGGUGUUUGGCUAUGCGAACAUCGUGAUCAUGCCGGAUCACGAAAACUCGUCAUAACGUUAUCUGGUUGUCCACGUGAUUCAGCACGGAGUCCAUUAUCGCCAGUAUCACCAAUCGCAUCGACAUCCAGUUAGGGAAGGCCACGCUCUGCCCGCGACAGUCGGUAAUCGUGGGAGAGCGGCUUCAUUCACAAAAACACACAUCAUCAUCAACAUACAAGAUAAUAAUAAUAAUUAUAGUAAAAAUUAUUGAGACAACAAAAAAUAUCACAACAGAAAAAAAAUAUAUAUUGAAUAUAUAUGAUUGAAAAAAUUCAUAAAAGAACAAGAAAGAACAUG
Messenger RNA from Culicoides brevitarsis, 1940 nucleotides. Its product is annotated as UPF0047 protein YjbQ. Bases 1221 to 1736 code for a protein of 171 amino acids. The record is from RefSeq and is a predicted model, not a curated record. The transcript is spliced from 4 exons. NCBI's taxonomy places the organism in Eukaryota, Metazoa, Arthropoda, Insecta, Diptera, Ceratopogonidae.